Molecule: messenger RNA, 963 nt
Organism: Schistosoma mattheei
Lineage: Eukaryota; Metazoa; Platyhelminthes; Trematoda; Strigeidida; Schistosomatidae
Source: the annotation of a GenBank genome assembly
AUGAGCACUUUGACUUUCGUGGAACUUAUCACAGAGAAUCGGUUACUCUUGCUUACUGCACUCAUCGUUUCUUGGAUAAGUUUCAAACUUUCACAGUUAUUGUUGAUCUAUUUGAAAUACACUGUUGGAGUAUGGUGCUUAUCUAAACGGAAAACACUUCGUCAGGCUGGUGAAUGGGCAGUUGUCACUGGUGCAUCGUCAGGUAUUGGUGAAGCGUAUGCAGAAGAACUGGCCACAGAAGGUCUCAAUAUCAUGCUUAUCAGUAAUGAUGAGAAACAACUGUCGUCCGUUGCUAAACGAAUCGCAAAUACCUACAAUGUUCAAACACGAAUCGUGGUUGCAGAUUUCACUAAAAAUGAUGUUUAUGAAAUAAUAAGACCUGCUGUUGACCAACUGUCCACAAUUGCUUGUUUAGUUAACAAUGUUGGUAUGGUGUUACCGUUUGAGUUGUUUGCUGGAGAAGUUGAUUCACCGAAUGAAGAAUCAAUCAAAAAUAUCAUUCAUUGUAACAUUUUAUCUACACUGAUAAUGACAAACAUCAUUCUGCCGAAAAUGUUAACACAGAAAGGACCUAAUCCUGGUAUCAUAAACAUUUCAUCUUAUACAGCUUUAAAAGUGACGCCCUACUUGACAAUUUAUCCUUCAACCAAAGCAUUCAUUAUUCAAUUCUCUAGAUGUCUGGCUGCAGAACAGUAUAGAAAGAAUGUGAUUAUACAAACGAUGUAUCCAUUAUUUGUAUCUACAAAUAUGACCGAUUUAAGAGAAGCCACAUAUUUCACACCAUCUGCUAAAGUCUAUGCUAAAAGUGCAUUGGAUAUGUUUGGUGUUGAACAACAAACCACUGGUUAUUUUCCACAUGAGUUAAAAGCAUUUGUAUACAAUUUAUUGCCAACAUCAUUGUGGGUAAAAAUAAUCGAACGUACGUUCACUCCAAUCAGUAGACAAUCGAAGAAGUUUGACUAA